Messenger RNA from Mitosporidium daphniae, 489 nucleotides. RefSeq names its product putative repressor of RNA polymerase III transcription. Gene Ontology annotation, biological process: negative regulation of transcription by RNA polymerase III. The transcript has 3 exons. The record is from RefSeq and is a predicted model, not a curated record. Gene Ontology annotation, molecular function: RNA polymerase III core binding. Lineage: Eukaryota; Fungi; Microsporidia. Gene Ontology annotation, cellular component: nucleus. Bases 1 to 489 code for a protein of 162 amino acids.
AUGUGGAUACUAGCGAUAGCAGCAGGGUUUACGGUCGAGUCGAGGCAUAUUCGUAAAUUUGCUGGCCAAGACAAAAAGCUGUACAAGAAAAUAAAAUCAGAAGAUGACAUAAACUUGCGGCAGCAAAAGGUUGCCAAAACCUCACUUGCCCGAUAUUCGUCCUCUCGAGUCCUUUAUCACUUGAUCGCAUGUCUCAACCAGAUAUUUCCAGACUAUGACUUCAGGCAAAAAGGAGGCAUGUAUCCGAUAAUCGAGUCUGUCGAUACCACUCUAUUCAACGCCGGCCUUACUUCAAAUAUGUAUCAGAUGAAGGAUUUUAGUCAGCAAUUUUGGGGCUGCUUAGAUAAAGUCAUCCACUUUAAGGAUUGUCAGAUUUUCUCCUACAUUCCAGACGUCGAUUCAGAUCCCUUUGGAGAAGAACAUAGGCGAUGCAUGUAUGUCAAUUAUUCAUUCUUCCCUAUAGAUGGUCCAUCAAUUACUUUUUUCUAA